AUUUGAAAAUUGCGAUAUUACUUUUUAAAGUUGGUUGCUAUACACAACAAAGGAAUGAGUUACUUCCCCCUCAAAAGACGGACUACUGCUCAUGCACUAAUUAUACUCAGAAUACUGAAAUAGUUUCAUCUUGUCAUGAGAAGAUCUAUAUUUUGAUUGGAAACAAAUCAGUCUAGUCUGAAAAUGGCAGAUGCGGCUAAGAAACAAAAAUCUAAACCCUCAGGAUCAGCCAACAAAGCUAAAAAAGGGAAAAUGACGAAAGCUGAGAAAGAAAAACUAAAAAAAGAGGAACUUGAGAGAAAAGCUCAGGAAGAAGAUACAUCAUUUAAUGCUUUGGAUGGAGGCAAAAAAAUAUCUGCUAAUGAGGAGGCUUUGAGACUUCAAGCGAUUGAAGAAGCAAAAUUGAAGAAAAGGGAAGAAGCAAGUAUGGCAGUGGAGAAGGUGAAACUUGAAAAUGAGGAACGUAGAAAGAGAAGGACAGAGAUGGGUGAACUUCAAGAUAUAAUUACCAGCAUACAGUACCAGCUCAAGAAUCAAAGUAUUGCUAGAAGAAAUAAUGCAAGAUGGGCUCGUUACAUGAGAUGUGAUGGCUCACCUGACCCUGUGAAUCAAGGGGAGAUCAAUACCUACAUAAAUCUGCGAGUGGAAGAUAAAACCAGAAAUGAUUCAGUCAGUGUACUAGCAGACACUCUGUUGGACCUUUCUUUGAUUGAUGAACUUCAGCAAUUGAUGAAUGAAGAAGAAUUAUCAGAACAAGAAAUCAAUUUACACAAAGAGACUAUUGAAAAACUUCAAAUGUUAAUAUCUGCCAAAUUGGAUUUGGCAACUCUACAAAUAUUGUGCGAUGCCACAGAACUUCAAGAUCAGGAAACAAAUAACUUACAACAUGUUAUAAGAAACAGUCAAAUUUGUUUGUGCGUUUGGGGAAACAUUGUCAAAAAUCCUCGCAUUAGGUCAUUUGAGUUCCAAGAAAUCCAGUUUUCGUUUGAUAUUCCAAGAGUAUUGUGUCUGAGUGACUGUGCAGUGAGAAUAAUGAACACCAGGUUUGACCAUCUCUCAGCUAGUAGUAAAGCUUUGGUCCCACGUUUGAAAAAGAAAGACAUUCCAAUUCCCGUAGAGGAAGUCAAACCUGUAGUAGAAGAGGAGAUCAAGGAAGAGGCAGAGAAAACGGAGGAAAAAAAAGAGGAUGACCUUAUUAUACCUGACUUGGUUAUUGGUCUUAUUAGCCCCUUGGAAGAUGAACCAAAAGUGGAAGAAGAGCAAGAGAUAGAAGAGGUGCUUGAAGAGGAUUAUCCUGAUCCUCCAACACCUGAACCUGCUGAAUAUGAUGAUUUUGAUGAAGAAGAUGAUGUGGUGGAUCUAAGAGCUUAUGAUGUGUUGGGUGGCAUCUAUCACUUCAACUUGCUCCACUUACCCCCUCAACCUAAAACAGUUGGAUCUUGGACAAUCACACAAUUGGUAGAGCCACCAGAAUUAUCAACAUUUGACUAUGUGGCAGAUUAUAUGGUAACUCCUGAAGACGGGAAGAAAGAAAAAGAAAAAAAGGAUGAAAAGCCUCUCAUCGGAGUCCAUAUGCUCCUUCCUGCUGAUGCAGUUUUUCUAGAAGCCCCAACCAUUGCAAGAUGGGAUUAUGACAGAAAGUUCUGGGUUACAAAAGGUUUCUCUGACCAAAAUUUAAAUGAGACAACAAGGAUUUUCUCAUUCAAGAUCAGCCAUUUUGGCACAUUCUGUCUUCUUCAAGACACACACAUAAACAUGCCAUUUCAGUCCUGGGAGCUCAGGCCACAUAAGCUCAACCGAUGCCUGUUCACUAUCACAGCUGCUAUUCUGGAGCUUGAAAUAGAAAUACGAGAUGGUCUUUGCUGUCUAAGUCAGCCAAAAGAAAGACCAGAGCUAGCAAACAUUAUUGACAAAUGGGUGACACCACAAGAACUAAUAAAGAUGAUGAAACUAGCUGGAGUAAAUGUUUUUCCAAAUGAAGAUUCUGCCAAGUUUGUGUCCCUACAGAAUAAGGACAACAGUAUUAAGGAGUCUUUCAUUAAUAAGCAUCCCCUCAUAGAAGAUAGGCUGUAUCAACACAUGGCACUCACUGCUUCAGCUUUUGCUUACACCUGGUCCAAAUGGAAUGCAGAGAGAAAUGCAGGAGAGAUUGUUUUCCAAGCUGCUGAAGCCUUGGAUGAUGAGCCUUUAUUAGAGGAGAGUUGGUCUCUGUACAUGGCCACAAAACGCAGAGUAACUAAAUUGCGCUCAUCUGAAUUUGAUGAAACCUUAAGUCAAAUUACUGACCAGGACACCUCAGAAGCAGUCAUAUCAGAAAAGGGUCCCUCAUUUCUGAAUGCCAUUGAGGAGAGUGAUGAUGAAGUUAUCUAUCCAGGUAAUUUAACAUCGGAGGUGGCAAGAAAAGUGUCAGACAAUCCCAAUUCUGAACUCUUGGGAUUUACGCUCAAGAGCAUGCCAAGAAUGUCCUCUGUCAACAUACUGACAGCAACGCAGCUUUCACAAUUAGAGAUUAAGGGGUCAAAGUUGUACAGGAGGAGAAGAACUAACAGGCUAUCUGUUCUGAGGACAUCCUCAUCUCCAGAGUCCUUUUCCAAGAGUGAGCUAUCAGCUAUCCAUCCUAAGAGGAAGAAAGCCAAAGCUAUGGAAAAAUCCACCAUUGACCCACUCCUGAGAAUGUUUGACUUGAAAAUUUCUCCGUACAAAUCUAACUUAUACCACUUGGUGAUGGAUACAGCCAGUAAGCCAGCUCAAGAGAUCAUGCAAGAGACAAGCAUCCACUUUAUAGACUGUGUCACCCAGCUGCUGAAAGCUACAAAAGUGCUCACUUAUUCUUGAACUAUUGUCUCUUUUUAUCUGUAAUAGGAAGCAUUAUUUUAAGUACUGGUAGCUAUAAAUUGACUUGGUUUAUUUUGUUUUACUGCAGCAAUAAAAUAGCUUAUAUAUUGUGAUAUUAUUGCAUAAACUUUUGAAGACAAUACUAGUUAAUGAGGCCAUUUCAUUUCUAAAUCUAUCGAUAUAAAAAAGAACAAAAUGAAUUAUUUCACAUUGGAUGUUAAAA
Molecule: messenger RNA, 3058 nt
Organism: Biomphalaria glabrata
Lineage: Eukaryota; Metazoa; Mollusca; Gastropoda; Planorbidae
Product: dynein axonemal intermediate chain 7 homolog
Exons: 25
Coding region: 184-2835 (883 amino acids)
Cellular component (GO): axoneme
Molecular function (GO): microtubule binding; beta-tubulin binding
Source: RefSeq, a predicted model, not a curated record